AUGGCCGCCGGCUGCCCGGCGCCCUUCGGGGACCCGGGGGAGAUGCGGGAGGGCUUCCUGUGCCCCCUCUGCCUGAAGGACCUCCAGUCGUUCUACCAGCUGCAGGCGCACUACGAGGAGGAGCACUCGAGCGAGGACAGGGACGUCAAAGGGCAGAUCAAGAAUCUAGUCCAGAAGGCCAAAAGAGCAAAGAAGAAAUUGCUGAAGCGGGAAGGAGAUGACAGAACUGAUUCUGGAUCUCAGGAACGAUACGAGUCAUUCAGCUAUGGUGGAGUAGACCCAUACAUGUGGGAGCCCCAGGAAGUAGGUGCUAUGAGAAGCCAUCUUUCUGAUUUCAAGAAACACCGAGCAGCCAGGAUUGAUCACUAUGUAGUUGAAGUCAAUAAGUUAAUAAUCAGGUUAGAAAAGCUUACAUCGUUUGACAGAGCAAACACUGAGUCAGCUAAAAUAAGAGCUAUAGAGAAGUCUGUUGUGCCUUGGGUCAGUGAUCAGGAUGUUCCGUUCUGCCCAGACUGUGGCAAUAAGUUCAGUAUUCGGAACCGACGCCACCACUGCCGCCUCUGUGGGUCUAUUAUGUGCAAGAAGUGCAUGGAGCUUGUCAGUCUUCCUUUGGCAAGCAAACUUACUAGCGCCAGCAAAGAGGCCUUGGGCUCUCACACGAGCCCCAACUCCUCACCCAACAGUGUCCAUGGCUCCCGCCGUGGCAGCAUUAGCAGCAUAAGCAGCGUGAGCUCGGUUCUGGAUGAGAAGGACGACGACCGAAUCCGUUGCUGUCAGCACUGCAAAGAUACCCUGUUGAAAAGAGAACAGCAGAUUGAUGAGAAGGAAUACACUCCAGAGAUUGUGAAGCUCUACGAGAAACUCCGACUCUGCAUGGAGAAGGUUGACCAGAAGGCACCAGAAUACAUAAGGAUGGCAGAAUCACUAAAUGCUGGGGAGACAACCUACAAUCUUGAACAUGCUAAUGACUUGAGAGUGGAGAUUCAAAAAGUAUACGAAUUUAUAGAUGCCUUAAGUAAGAAGAUUUUGAGUCUGGGCUUGCAUGAAGAUCCCCAACCUCAUCCUAAAACACUACAACUUCAGAGGAUGAUCAGAUAUUCAGCUACACUUUUUGUUCAGGAAAAACUGCUUGGCCUAAUGUCGCUGCCAACCAAAGAUCAGUAUGAAGAACUGAAGAAGAGAAGACUGCAUAUGGUGGCUCUUGAAACACAUGGAAAACAAGAGGAAAAGCAGAAAGACUUUAUCUCCAGAUCUGCAGCCGCAGUUAAUGGUGAUGCAACUCCCCUGAAAAAAGGAAGAGUCAGGAAAUCUGAAGGCUGGUUACCUACAUCUAGCAUACCAAGAGAAAGUGAGAUAGCAGACCCUCUUCUUCAGCAGAUUGACAACAUCACGUCCUUUAUUAAGCAAGCAAAGGCAGCUAAUAGGAUAGACGAGGUCCAUAUGUUGCAAGAGAACCUGAGGCAGCUUCAGGAUGAAUAUGAUCAACAACAAACUCUGAAAGCGAUUGAGCUUUCUAAAAAACAGGCAGAAGAGGAAGAGAUGCAGAGGGAGGAACUUCAGAUCCUUCGUGAAAAAGAGUGGGAAAGAGAACAUCACAAAUUCAUGUCUCAGCAUUCAAGGACACGCUCCUUAGACUUCAGAGAAGUCAAGCAGCAUCAGCGUGAAGUUGCAAAAGAGAAUCAUAACUUGACAGCACAUACAUUGCAUUUGGAUAUUGCUCAGAUGAAAGGGGACCCAAAUUUUGAAACUGCUGCUGUUGAGCAGCUGCCAGCUAAAGAGCACUUGAUCUUCACACUCAAACCCCAGGAUGUCCCCCAGUGUGACAAAGACCAUGGUCAGACAGUCUGUCUAAACCCCUUUGAAGACGAGGCAGAUACCCCUCAGUUAGAGGAAGAUCCUACCAACCCAUUCACCAAAGACACUUCUCCAGUGGUUUCUUUCUCUAACACAGCUCUGCAAAGAGAUAAAAAAGAAUAUAAUCCAUUUGAAAUUGAGGAGGAGGAUGAACAAACUAAUGGAGCACCUGGCAGUACUUCAAACCCUUUUGAAGAGGGUGAAAAUCCAUUCCAAAAGCUGGGGGGCAGCUGGGAUUCUGGCAAUCCAUUUGAAGAGGGAUCUUCUACCAAUCCCUUUGAAGUGGAGGAUGGCAAUGAGAUCUCUGGAGAGGAGGCUAUAGAGGAGGAGCUGCUUCUCCAGCAGAUAGACAAUAUCAAAGCUUACAUAUUUGAUGCCAAACAUAGUGGACGAAUGGAUGAGGUGGAGGUACUGACAGAGAACUUAAAGGAAUUGAAGCGCACAUUAGCAAAGCAGAAGGAGAAAUCCAGCUGCUGAGGCAGCAACAGGGCUGUGUAAUAAUUAUUUCUGCUGUUAAAUAUGGGAAUGUAGAGCAGAUACUUAUAAGCAGGAAUACAGAUCACAAGAGGGAAUUGGGAGAAUCGUGACUUUUAUGCACUUUCAUUUAGGCAUUUCCACUACUACUCAGUCUUGAAGAGAGAAUUACUGAAGUAUGCUGCUGGUCUCAAACACUUAUACUAAGAAAUUUUAAAAUAACUUGUUACAAUACUUUUAAUGCUAACUGGUCUUACUGUGUGCUUAUUUUGGUCAAAGUGGUUAAGUGCUGGUAGGGAAUUAUGACUUGGAAAUGGCUGCAACGUGGGUUUGUCAUCUUUCCCCCUUUCUGUGGUAGUAUUGUAGUACUGGCCUUUCAAGUGGGGCUUUGACUAAAAGAGAUGAAAACUUCUGAAACUUCUGCAUCCUCUGGUAACAACAGUGUGGUGUUACAGGCUCUCUUAAUUGCCUAAUGGGGUUAUGAGAAGGUGCUGUUAAAGGUCACUGUGUUUCUCUGAGGUGCAGAAUAGACAGGCUUGUAGAUCAGUUUUGUGCAAUGCCAAUACAUGUAAGGGAUUUUAAGAUGGAGAACAACUUCGUAACUGAUCUUAAUAUGAGUAACUUUUUAAUGUGUUUAUAAAAAUUCCCAAGUAAAAUUUGGAUGCUGUUUUUUCAUCACUUUUAUUUUCCCAUUUUCUUUGGGCACAAACUACACUGUAAUAGAGUGCUAUGCUGGCUGCAGAGACCUGCUUGUGAGGGAACAAGUAUCUACUCAUUUCCAGAGAAUAGCAUCUGGCUAGCACUAUUUCAACUUGUAAUAUAAAGGGUGACCCUCCAAUUCCUAAUUAUCUUACAGAAUCUAUGCAUUUCUUUAAACUCUCUGGGUGACAGAAUGAUCAUGUUUGUCAUAUUUGUGAGACUGGAACCCUCUUUUUGUAGCAUUCAAGGAUCAAAAAUCUUGUUUACAGUGGAGAGCUGAAGUUCCACUGAACUGGAAUGCUGUGUAAGCUGGGAGACAAAGCCUGCAGCCAUGGCAGUGCCAGGUAGCAAUUCCCUUUCACAUUUGAUUCCCCUCAGAAGCCGUUAUGAGAAUAAGGCAUAUCUGUCUUAAAUUAGAACAUCCAACUGGAGUCCUCUUGAUCCCGUGGCCAGGGCACGGCCAGAGCCUGUGGCUGGGGUGGAGGGCUGUAGGCUGGGCUUGGGGGCUGCCUGAGACUGCACCAGGGCCAGGUCUGGUGGUGGGAGGUGGGGCCUGAGCUGCUCUUGUCUGAGAGGUGCAGGUCCACCGUCAGGCACUGGUGUUUGAGAGGGUGGUGGGGAGGAGUUAGUCUAAAUUUAUUUAAAGCUGAAAUAGAGGAAAAUCAGGCAGAUAACACUGUAUAGCACUAAUAAUAGUAGGCUUACUCAGAAAUGUACUUUUAUGGAAUGGGACCUGUCUUUUAACUAUGUCUCUGAUAAUAUAUAUUAGUAUAGCUGUAACCCAAGCAUUGCAUAAUGUUUUAGAGACACAAAUAAUUAUGCUACUUAAAGAGCAGGAAGUCUAGUUUUAUUGUGUGGUAAGUGGCAGAAGGGACUUGUGUAAGUGUUGAGAACCAAACCACCUAUAGCCUCACUUAAUAGUGUUAGUAACUGAUCAGAGUAACUUAGAGCAGCCAGUUAGGGACAGCUGAUGUUCUUACUUGUAGCUUAAAUCUGAAGUUGAAAGGUGUGCACAACAGAUUGUCUUGAGACCAUGAAGUUUUUAUACCGAGAUGUUUUACUAGAGUUGAGUCCCUGUGUGCUAUUUUUGUACCAAGUGAAAUGAAGAACAGGAUUCUGAAAAACCUGCACUCUGGCACCAAUUUAUGAAGGCAGCAAAAAAUAUUAAGAUAGGUAAACAUAAUCCCUGGAAUUGUUUAACAGCAAUAGUAUGAAGUAGUUAUUUAAGACAGUCUUGUCUGCUGGUCAAGAGGAUUGCUCCCUGAGGUACUGUAACACAAAGCGCUUUUUUUUUUUUGUAUCAACAUGAAAAAAAAUGUUUUAGUGGCUUCAGCUUUCACAUUUAAACUGGGGUUUUUUUCCUUGUUGCAUCUAUCCUGCCUUGUUUGUAUUUUCAGUCUAAUACACUAAUACAGUAUCCUUAUUGUACAUGUAAUGUAUUUUUGCAAGCAGGUAACAGACUAGCAUACCUCAUGGUCUUUGUCAGUGUUAAAUGUGAUAGACUAGACGUGAUACUAAAGUCAUUUCCAAAGUGAAGGCCUUAUGCUGGUGUUUGGACUGCUCUGAGGCUCAAGGAAUGAAGACAUCUUACCAUAAAGCUCAGUAACUAGCAUUAAGUUUUGCUUAAACUGCAUGCACUACUCUGCAUGUAUGGAAACUUUGUAAACAGAGAUGAAAUAAAACAACAUGUUUAUUUUG
Messenger RNA from Athene cunicularia (burrowing owl), 4725 nucleotides. It is a transcript of the gene RBSN, whose product is annotated as rabenosyn, RAB effector. Bases 1 to 2331 code for a protein of 776 amino acids. Gene Ontology annotation, molecular function: metal ion binding. The record is from RefSeq and is a predicted model, not a curated record. Lineage: Eukaryota; Metazoa; Chordata; Aves; Strigiformes; Strigidae. The transcript has 11 exons.